CUUGUACUCUUCUAUUUUACGCGCAAUCCACGCAAGUAACAAAUAAAACAUAUUAAAACGAAGAAAAUAAAAGAAAAGGACUCUGGAGAGUUUCUCCUUAUCAUUUUUACAAGAUGUCAAGAAAUGAAAACGCGAAGGCACAACCUCUGGAGAAGUCCAAUUUUACCCGGAAGUGUAGUUUGCUCAGCCGUUACUUGAAGGAGAAGGGUAGUUUCGGUCAUAUAGAUCUUGGUUUUGUCGGAAAGCCCGUUUCCUUGCCUGGAAACUCCGAUUCACUAGGGAAAGAAAUUACGAUGCAUAAGGCAGAUUUGGGAAACAAAUCCCUCGGCUUCUUUCAGAAGGUUUCAAAAGGCGAACCUUCUCCCUCAUCUGGAGGCAAAGCCAACAAAGAUACCAACCUCAGUAAAUCAUCAGAGCCAGAAAGUUCGCAGCUGACCAUAUUCUUUGGAGGUCAAGUUUUAGUAUACAACCAAUUCCCCGCAAACAAAGCUAAAGAGAUAAUGGAAGUGGCUAAGCAAGCCAAGCCUGUGACUGAUAUUAACAUUCAGACACAAACCAAAGUCGAAAACAACAACAAAAACAACAUGGUUCUCCCUGAUCUCAACGAGCCCACAAAUUCUGCGGAUAUCAAUCAACAGCAACAAGAACAAAACCAGGUCGUGGAACGUAUAGCACGUAGAGCUUCUCUUCAUCGAUUCUUUGCUAAACGGAAAGACAGAGCAGUGACUAGAGCUCCAUACCAAGUUAACCAAAAUGCGGAUCAUCAUCAUUAUCCUCCCAAGCCAAAAACUACACAUGGUCAACCACUUGAAGCAGGGGAGUCGUCAAAGCAACCGGAGAAUGAUUUUGGUCAAACCAUGUCCCACCCCAUACCAAAAGGCGAUAAUGAUAUUUCUAUGGAGAUUAAAGAAGAAAGCCAGUGUUCGAAAGAUUUGGAACUUAGGCUAUAGUAUAGUAAGCUCAAUAUAUAUAUAUAUAUAUAUAUAUAUAUAUAUAUAUAUAU
Messenger RNA from Eruca vesicaria subsp. sativa (arugula), 1003 nucleotides. The record is from the annotation of a GenBank genome assembly. Lineage: Eukaryota; Viridiplantae; Streptophyta; Magnoliopsida; Brassicales; Brassicaceae.